GUGUUCGUGUUCGUGGAGCGGAGGACAACGUAGUUGGUUUCCGCGUGCUGUACGAGAGACACAGAUAAACUUCUAGAGAGAGAGAGAGAGAGAGAAAUACAGAUUGAGACAAAAACCCUCAAAACGGAUUUGAACGGAGAAGACGAGGAAAAAGAAAACACACAAAGACACACAACUCUAACCUUGAGAGAGAAAAGAGAGAGAGAGAGGGUGAGAGAGAGAAAAUGUCAUUCCGCAGCAUAGUUCGUGAUGUAAGAGACAGUAUUGGAAGCUUGUCCAGGCGUAGUUUCGACUUUAAGCUAAGCAGCCUGAACAAAGAAGGUGGGAAAUCUCGUGGUUCAGUUCAAGAUUCCCAUGAGGAACAAUUUGUGGUCACGAUUCAAGAAACCCCGUGGGCGAAUCUGCCUCCAGAGCUAUUGCGGGAUGUGAUCAAAAGGCUUGAAGAGAGUGAAAGCGUGUGGCCUGCUAGAAGACAUGUGGUUGCUUGUGCUUCUGUGUGCAGGUCAUGGAGAGAUAUGUGCAAAGACAUUGUUCAAACUCCCGAGCUCUCGGGCAAGAUCACAUUUCCUGUGUCGCUAAAACAGCCGGGACCAAGAGAUGCAACAAUGCAAUGCUUUAUCAAACGGGAUAAAUCUAACCUGACUUACCAUUUAUACCUUUGUCUCAGUCCUGCUUUGUUGGUUGAGAAUGGAAAGUUCCUUUUAUCUGCAAAACGCAUAAGAAGAACUACUUACACCGAGUAUGUGAUCUCUAUGCACGCAGACACCAUUUCCAGAUCAAGCAAUACAUACAUUGGCAAAAUCAGGUCUAAUUUUCUGGGGACGAAGUUCAUAAUUUACGAUACACAACCUGCAUACAAUAGUAACACCUCUCGAGUUGUCCAACCGGUAGGUAUUAGCCGCAGAUUUUACUCAAAGAGAAUAUCUCCCAAAGUCCCGAGCGGGAGCUACAAAAUCGCUCAGGUGUCUUACGAGCUAAAUGUACUUGGAACUCGCGGUCCAAGGAGAAUGCAUUGUGCGAUGCACUCAAUUCCUGCUUCUUCCCUCGCGGAAGGUGGAACUGUGCCUGGACAGCCCGAGAUCAUUGUUCCGCGCUCUCUUCUUGAUGAAUCAUUCCGCAGCAUUACCUCCUCCUCGUCGAGUAAAAUCACUUGUGAUUACUCGAAUGACUUUAGCAGCGCACGGUUUUCCGAAAUUCUUGGUCCGUUAGGUGAGGACGAAGAAGCAGGAUUAGAAGAAGGGAAAGAGCGGAUUAUGCCGCCGCUUGUGCUUAAGAACAAGCCGCCUAGAUGGCACGAACAGCUUCAAUGCUGGUGCCUGAACUUCAGGGGACGUGUAACUGUCGCAUCAGUUAAAAACUUCCAGCUGAUUGCAGCAAACCAACCUCAGCCUCAGCCGCAGCAGCAGCCGCAGCCACAGCUUCAGCCUCAGCCUCAACUUCAACCGCAGCCUCCACCUCAACCUCAACCUCAGACUCAACAAUCCGGCCAGACCGAUGGUCCCGACAAGAUCAUAUUGCAGUUUGGGAAAGUGGGAAAAGACAUGUUCACGAUGGAUUUCCGGUAUCCGCUGUCGGCGUUUCAAGCUUUCGCUAUCUGUUUAAGCAGUUUCGAUACGAAACUAGCCUGCGAAUGAAGUUAAAAACGCUUUGUAUGUAAUGUUUUUCUUUCACAUUUGCGUCCGGAGAUUCUUGUCUUGUGGGUGUUUUAUUUUCACCGAGAAUCUCAGAAAUUAGUUCUGUUUCAAGCUUUCCAUCUAUCCUGAUCUGCGUAUGUUGUUUAUUGCUUACAACCAAAUUGUAUAUUACAGUUUGGGUUUCUCAAAUUUAUUAUAAUUCCAUUGUUUUCUGAA
Messenger RNA from Capsella rubella, 1850 nucleotides. RefSeq names its product tubby-like F-box protein 1. Gene Ontology annotation, molecular function: protein binding. The record is from RefSeq and is a predicted model, not a curated record. Bases 225 to 1634 code for a protein of 469 amino acids. The transcript has 5 exons. Lineage: Eukaryota; Viridiplantae; Streptophyta; Magnoliopsida; Brassicales; Brassicaceae.